AUGUACUCGCUCCCGGCGACCUCGUCGGCGAGGACCUGCUUCUUCAGGGCGACCCAGUUCGUCCUUGUGUCCUCGCCCCCCAUAGACAUGAACACUGCAAAAGAAUUCCAAGUCAUCCGUAGACUAGGAACAGGCAGCUAUGCAGUCGUCUAUCUCGUCCGUGAAGUCCUCUCCCGCAACCCCGUCAGCGACGAUGGCCACGUCGGCGUCCUUGACCUUGGCCCAACCCCUCCGCCUAUCGUCUACGGCAGGAGUUUUGCUCUCAAGGUCCUCUCAAAGGCCAACCUCGACUCCGCCGCUCUCACAGCACAGCUCACUGAAGUCACCAUUCACCAGAGUCUCUCGCCACAUCCCAACAUCGUCACGCUCCACCGUACCCUCGAGACAGACGCCUUCCUCCUCCUAGUCUUGGAGUACGUCCCCGGCGAGGAUCUCUUUUAUUUUCUCGAGCAGGCACGGGAUCACUAUGCACCCGACGAGAGCACUGAGAGCAAGACCCCUCCUACCCCCUCUCUUCUCGCUACCUUGCAUCCCUCUGCGUUGCUAAGCCACACACGUCUCAGACUCAUCGCAAGCAUGUUCGCCCAAAUGUGCGAUGCAGUCGCCGCAUGUCACGAACAGCGCGUAUUCCAUCGCGAUAUCAAGCCAGAAAACUUUAUCGUUACCGAUGGCUAUGCGCCGGCCUCUUCCUCUUCCGACUGCAUGGAGCGCAAAGUCCUAGUCAAACUAACAGACUUUGGCCUCAGCACAAACGAAUUGGAAAGCGCCGAUAUGGACUGUGGGAGCGCACCUUACAUGAGCUUCGAGUGCCGCAAUAACGUCGCCCCGACCUACAGCCCCGAGCGGAGUGAUGUGUGGAGUCUCGGCAUCGUUUUGAUCAACAUGUUGUACCACUAUAAUCCAUGGACAGACACCUCUGACGGCGCCUGUUCUUCAUUUUCCCUUUUCCGCACGCAUGGCGCCCACUUUUUCAUGCAGCGCUUUACCGGCAUGACUUGGCCUGUUGCCGAGUUCCUCACCCAGCGCGUGUUCGUUCUCCCACCAUUCGACGCCAGCCACAUGCCCAUCACCGCCAGGCAAUUUGGUGCCUGGAUCAAGGACCUGCCCGCACUGCUUUGCGACCGCGAGCCCUCCCACAGAGGCCACAAGCGCGUGCUCAGCACAGCUUCAUCGACGCUCGGACACCCCCUGUCAUCGUGCCCCCCCUCGCGUCGUCCAUCAUCCCGCGCUGCAUUGCGCACGCCGCUCGUAUGCAGUCGGUCAUUGAGCAGGGCUCCAAGCGUGGGUGGUGUGCUUGUUGAAGAGCCAGAGGAUCUAUUGAGAGAGCUGCCACGCGAGGGCCAGGAUGAGCACCUCGACGAGGACGGACGCUCGCGGUCGACCAGGAAACGAGGAAAGCGCGGGUCGCGAAAGGGAGGACCGAAGACCACGACGGACGAGACGCUCCAGACGCUCGCUGUUGCAUCGCAGAGCUUGGCACGGGAGAUCAGUCUGGCAAGUCGGGGCGCGAGCCGUUCGUCAUCGCUCGCUCCUGGUAUCAUAGAUCUGAGCCGAAAUGCAAGCCAUGCAUCGAGUCAAGCGCGUGUAUCUGCUCCUGUGAUCCAGGCGGUGGAGCCCGAAGCGCCUCGGCCUGUCGUAGUCAAGAAGCCAAGCAAGUGGAAGCUGGGUUUCGGAAGCGGAAAGACCGUCGCGGUCACCCCCACGGAAGAACCAACAGCCGGCACCGCCAGCAACGUGACGAACCUCAUCAUGGGGCUCUCCCAACCCUCGCCCCAUCCGCAGUCCAGCAGCCCCUACAGCCAGAAAGCCUCGCCAUACAACUCGCACAGCAGCAUCAAUGUCAACUCCAGCACGAGCGUCAAUGCUGGAUAUACGCCACUCACACGGCAACGUUCCCCGGCAGACGAAGCCAACACAUGGGCACGGGGACGGCGGCCUGGUGCAACGUCCACGUUCAGCACUGCGUUUUCCAACACCGCGCCUCCCACUGUCAACGGAAGCGUGCGAGGUCAUUCCCCACCUGGCAGUGUCCGAAGCAGUAAUUGGCGAAGCUCGAUGAGCAGUGCUAGUACGAGCACGAGCGCAUUCACGCGGUAUAGCAAUUCGAGCGUCAGGAGCGUUUCGACGACUGCUACGAGUGUGAGUAGUGGGAGUUGGAGAGCUGGUGGUCAGGCUCCUCCGCAGAUCCCGAAGAAUAUCAAGAUCAUGAACGGUGUGCCAUGGGAGCUUGACGAGCUUCCGAGGCAGCUGUAUCCGAAUCCAGUGGGUGAUAUAUUCGGGCAGCCUCCUCAGCGUAAACCACGGACGCGCAAGUCGAAGCUGGAUACGAUAAGCGAGAGGCCUGUGCCUUUGAGGGAUGCUGCUACAAGUACGACUGAUUUGGGUGGCGGUGGUGGUGGUGAGGAAGACACUCCGAAGAAGGUGCAGAAGGGCCAGAUCAAUGCGCUGGCGAAGAUGCUCUCUGCUCUGAGGCGUUGA
Molecule: messenger RNA, 2478 nt
Organism: Suillus clintonianus
Lineage: Eukaryota; Fungi; Basidiomycota; Agaricomycetes; Boletales; Suillaceae
Product: kinase-like domain-containing protein
Exons: 3
Coding region: 1-2478 (825 amino acids)
Biological process (GO): mitotic spindle organization; regulation of cytokinesis; protein phosphorylation
Cellular component (GO): spindle microtubule; spindle midzone; chromosome passenger complex
Molecular function (GO): ATP binding; protein kinase activity
Source: RefSeq, a predicted model, not a curated record